CUCCAUAGACACACCCAGCUUCUGGACCUAUAAACCUGGUCUCAGUGAUAAGACAUGCUCAGUGCAGACUUACUACACCCAACAUCCCACAUCACAGUGCCCUCCACCACAACCAUGAGUCUAAGGACCAAACGCACAAACUCUCGCCCGGGGCUCUACACCUCCUCAGGCUUCAGCAGCAUGUCCAUGAGCUCCUACAAUAUCCCACGGAUCAGCACCGAUAUGAACCAUGCACCCUCCAUCAGAGCAGUCACCAUAAACAAGACCCUCCUCACUCCAGUCGACAUCUCCAUUGACCCCAAUGUGCAGGUAGUCCGCACCCAGGAAAAAGAGCAGAUCAAGAGCCUCAACAACCGCUUUGCCUCCUUCAUUGAUAAGGUGAGACACUUAGAGCAAGAGAACAAGAGGCUGGAGACCAAGUGGAAGAUGUUGGAAAGUCAGACCCAGGCCUCCUCUAACGUUGAGCCCAUGCUAAAGGCCUACAUCGCAUCUUUGCAAAAACAGCUUGAGUGUCUGAACCAAGACAAAAGUAAUCUGGAAAAGGAUAAUAACAUCAUGCAUGAAAAUGUUGACCUCUACAAGACAAAGUAUGAAGAUGAAAUCAACAAGAGAAAUGAUGUUGAGAAUGACUUUGUUUUGCUCAAAAAGGACGUUGAUGCAGGUUAUUUGUCCAAAGUGGAUCUGGAUGACAAGGUGAUUUCAAUGGUUGACGAGAGGAACUUUUUAAUGGCUCUCUUCGAUGCGGAAAUCCGUGAACUGCAACAGAACAUGAAGGAGACAUCUGUGGUGGUGCAGAUGGACAACUCCCGCGACCUCAACAUGGAGGAGAUCGUCGCUGAAGUAAAGAGACAAUACGAGGAAAUCGCUAAGCGCAGUCGAGUGGAAGCUGAGAACUGGUACAAGAACAAGUUUGACAAGAUGUCUGCUGAGGCUGAUCAGUAUGGAAAUGAGCUGAAGAACAGCAAGUCAGAAAUAGCAGAGCUCACAAGAAUGAUCAGUCGCCUGAAGAAUGAGAUUGAGACUGUAAAGACCCAGCGUGCCUCACUUGAGACUCAGAUCACUGAUGCAGAAGCAUGUGGGGAUCUGGCCAUCAAAGACGCUAAUUGUCGCAUCCAUGACCUGGAGGUGGCGAUGCAGAAGGCCAAACAGGACAUGACCCGGCAGCUCAGGGAGUACCAGGAAGUCAUGAAUGUCAAAAUAGCAUUGGACAUUGAGAUCUCCACAUACAAAAAGCUGCUGGAGGGAGAGGAGCUGAGGCUUGGCAAUGGAACAAUCGUAAACAUCCAGACAGUGCCUACCAGGAGUAGCUACUCCAAGAAAAAACUUGAAAAAAAGACAUCAGGCCCGAUUGUCAUCAAGACCAUGGAAACCAAUGAUGUGACAUACAACAACAGCAAAUGAAAACAUGAAUCUUUUAUCUUUGCAAUUUACAUCAGCAUAUCUUUGCUACUCUAUGAAGUUACUGCAGCAUGAGCCAUAGCUAUGUUUCUCUCCCUUUUACUGGUCUUACUGAAAUAAACAGGUGCUCUGGAUCAAUCCACAGUUUAAGAUUGUGUUUGGUAUGGUCAUUU
Molecule: messenger RNA, 1571 nt
Organism: Boleophthalmus pectinirostris (great blue-spotted mudskipper)
Lineage: Eukaryota; Metazoa; Chordata; Actinopteri; Gobiiformes; Gobiidae
Product: intermediate filament protein ON3
Exons: 10
Coding region: 55-1401 (448 amino acids)
Biological process (GO): keratinization; intermediate filament organization
Cellular component (GO): keratin filament
Molecular function (GO): structural constituent of skin epidermis
Source: RefSeq, a predicted model, not a curated record